GGGUGGUUUUCAGAGGGUUUUGGCGAUCAGAAAGAGAGAGAGAGAGAGAGAGAGAGAGAAGAAGAGGAAGAGAGCGAUUGAAUUGUUUGGAGAGAGAGAGAGAGAGGGAAAGAGAGAGAGAGAACGAGAAAAAAGAAAAAGGAAUUUGCAGGAAAUGGGUAGCGUUUGAAGCAAAACUUAUUAGUUAUUUUCCGGGAAAAUAUGGGACAUAUAAACUGAGAGAAGGUGUUUGGGGUUUGUGAUGGAACAUAUUCUUCUUUGAAUUAUCUGACAAUUCCCCGAUCUUACAUUCUCCUGAAAAUUCUGAGAAUUUCCGUUUUCUCGCUGUAAAGAUUUUGAAAAGUUUGAACGAAAAUCGUUGCGAAGAGGAAUGCUGUUUCUUUGCGUUUGAUGUAAUUUCGCGUGGCAUGAUUUCCAAGAUAUGGUGUUGCAGAAGAGGUUAGAUUAUGGAUUCAAUGGCUAUCAGGUACCUGCCACGCCUCGAGCUACCAGGUCAGCUAGGAGGAGGGGUACACCUAGAAAGCGAAGUGAAGAGAAUCAAAUGUGUGCAUUUGACUUAUUGGCCACCGUAGCUGGCAAGUUGUUGCUUGAUCCAGAGAGUUCUCCCAGUUCUAGUAAUACAUCAAGUGACAAAGAUCGGUGCACAGUUGUUAAUCAAGAUUGGCAGGAUGGAAAUAAGGCAUUGAAGGUGGAACCUUGUAACCAAGGAAGUUGUGACAGGAUCUUUAUGGUUUCUGAGCAAUUCCCACAGGUUCAUGAUGAAAAUCACAGUUCAAAGGAGUCUUCACUUCCUCAAAAUGAUGACCAGUCAGGAUUUACUUCUAUGAUAACAACUUCUAAUUGUUCCGAGAGGUUAGGCUCUGAUAAGAUGGUCAAUGGUGAAAUUAAGAAUGAAAUGGGAAGUUUUAUUAGCAAAAUAGAGGUAGGCUCCUCUGCAUGCAGGGAGUCUGACAAUUGUAAAUUAGAUGGUGAAGCGAAAAUAUUAGUAAAUGAUACAGGAAAGGUGCUAAUUGGCAAUGUCAAUGAUGUAUGCAGUUCAGAGGAUCCAGUAGUUUGGGAUGGGGAACCUCCUGCGAUAGUCAGUUCAGACAGUAGUGCCAAGGUGCCUUUUUGUGGGGACCACAACCCUCAGAGUUCUUGUCCUGCAUCGCGGGAUGAUAUAAAAGUAGUUAGUAGAGAUGAUGACGAAAACUCCUCGGGGUGUACUCACCCCAACACUUCAACCAAGUACUUUAAGCGUGCUCCGCGCAUUGGAGACCGAAGAAUAAGAAAGAUACUGGCUUCUAAACACUGGAAAGUAUCUCCAAGGUUGAACGAUGAGACAUUUUCCCAUCCUGAUGGGGAUAUCAAACCACUUUAUCGCAGUAGGAAGGACUGUUAUAAACGCCAAAGAUCUCAAAUGAAUAUUCCUUUCAAAAAGAGGAAACUUUUUGAUCGUGGUUCAGGUGUGAAGUCUGAUGGAGGUAUUAAUGGUGAUGGAUUUUUUCACUCUCCUGAGGAAGGAACUGGUGAUGCGACUGGUUCAUUUCCGAAGUUGAGGGGAGGGACAGGGAGGUCAUGCUCAAUGCCUGGACAACGUGCAUCAUUCCAGUCCAGGGAUUCUCACGUGAAGCUAAGGAUCAAGUCCUUUAGGGUGCCAGAGCUUUUCAUUGAGAUUCCAGAGACUGCAACUGUUGGUUCACUGAAGAGGACGGUGAUGGAGGCAGUGACAGAAAUUCUAGGAGGGGGAUUGCAUAUUGGUGUACUUGUUCAGGGAAAGAAAGUUAGGGAUGAUAGCAAAACUCUACUGCAGACUGGAAUUUCUCAUGAUAAUCAGCUAGAUGCUUUGGGAUUUACCCUGGAACCUAGUCGUUCACAAAGCCCCCCACCUUUAUGCACCGGAGACUCCCCCCAUUUGCUUCCUGCUGAUGCACCUCAGCCUCUAGCGAGGUAUGCACCUAAUCCAACCAUAGAUCAUCAGGGAACUUCUGAUGCUUCGCCAGAGCCUCAUGAGACCAAUUUAGGGAACUUUGUUGAGAGUGAUCAUGAUUCAGCACCCUCUCCGACAGACAUGUCAGCAAGUAAAAGCACAACAGAUUCUAAAGCACUGGUUCCUGUGCCAGCUAUGAGCGUAGAGGCCUUAGCUGUGGUUCCAGUGCACCGGAAAUCAAAACGAUCCGAGAUUGCACAGCGUCGAAUCCGUCGACCCUUUUCUGUUGCUGAAGUGGAAGCACUUGUUCAAGCAGUUGAGAAACUUGGAACCGGAAGGUGGCGUGAUGUUAAAUUAAGAGCUUUUGACAAUGCAAAGCAUCGAACUUAUGUUGAUUUGAAGGAUAAGUGGAAAACACUGGUUCACACGGCAAGAAUAUCCCCUCAACAAAGGAGGGGAGAGCCUGUGCCUCAGGAGCUCUUGGACAGGGUCUUAACAGCCCAUGCAUACUGGUCCCAACAGCAAGCCAAACAGCAGCUCAAACAACAGCCAGAGACUUGCCUUCUCCUCUGAAAAGUCCGUGGAUGUGGAAGGAAGAAGGAUUGAAACACAAUGGGGGGAUUUAUAGGGAAGAUAUGUCAAAAUGGUCUAAUGAUUAUUUUUUUUUUUUUUUGUACUUUUGUUAAUGAUGUAAAAAGUAUGACAAGGGAAGAAUAGAAAUCUGAAGAAGUUUAAUGUGUAAUAUUUCAUCGCUCACGCCGCGGUUCUUUUCUUGCAUGGAGAGGCGGGCACAUUGUAAAUUGGUUGACAGAAUAAGAGCUUUGCUAACAGAAUUCGUUUGACGCCAAAAGAUGUUGUUGGUGUAACUAUCUCUGAUCAUUUUCAAAUCAAUUUGUUUAUGGUACUA
Messenger RNA from Ziziphus jujuba (common jujube), 2816 nucleotides. RefSeq names its product telomere repeat-binding protein 5. The transcript is spliced from 10 exons. The record is from RefSeq and is a predicted model, not a curated record. Lineage: Eukaryota; Viridiplantae; Streptophyta; Magnoliopsida; Rosales; Rhamnaceae. The coding region runs from base 422 to 2482 and encodes 686 amino acids.